Verticillium alfalfae VaMs.102 is the source of this 363-nucleotide messenger RNA. RefSeq lists its product as hypothetical. Bases 1 to 363 code for a protein of 120 amino acids. Gene Ontology annotation, cellular component: mitochondrion; Cbp3p-Cbp6 complex. Gene Ontology annotation, biological process: mitochondrial respiratory chain complex III assembly. Gene Ontology annotation, molecular function: ribosome binding. The transcript is spliced from 3 exons. Lineage: Eukaryota; Fungi; Ascomycota; Sordariomycetes; Glomerellales; Plectosphaerellaceae. The record is from RefSeq and is a predicted model, not a curated record.
AUGGCACGCCCCGCAAGCCAAGCCCUCAAGCACUACCAGCGCGCCCUGGCCACAUGGCCCAAGGACGAGCUGCGGCCACAGGUCCAAUUCGCCGAGUUCCUCAAGCGCGGCGUUGAGAAGCGUCUCGCUGCUGGUGCCGCGACACCCGCUGCUGAGCAAAAGGAGCUCGCACAGGUCAACGCCCUCUACAGCCUGGCUGAGGACCGCUACGCGAAGAGGUUUCCCCUCGGACCGAAGAUUUCCAAGCCCCAGAGUCAGCCGACAUACUUCAAAGACCUACUGCGUGAGCUCGAGGAGGCACCGAGCAGGACGUGGCUGCAGAGCAUGUCCAAGAGGUUAUCGGGCAUGUUCCGAUGGGAAUAG